This is a messenger RNA of Drosophila suzukii, 882 nucleotides long. RefSeq lists its product as uncharacterized. NCBI's taxonomy places the organism in Eukaryota, Metazoa, Arthropoda, Insecta, Diptera, Drosophilidae. The record is from RefSeq and is a predicted model, not a curated record.
ACCCACCUCGAUGAGUGAUCAGCCAACCGAUGGCGUCGCCCGCCUCCGUCUCAAGGUGUCCCUGUGGAUCUACGGCACCGCCCUGGUGUUCAUUCUCGUGGCCAUCCUGCUGCUCAUCCUGCCGGGUCUGGUGCGUGGAUAUCCCCUGGUUUCGAACGAUGUGGCCACCUAUUGCUUCUUCGGCAUCGGACUGGCCACGCUGUGCGUCUAUAUCAACGUGAUGUGGCUGCGCCGGAAGUGUGCCUUCAUCAACUACUUCAUUGCAGCCUGUCUGGCAUUUGGAACGGUUUCGGUUCUAUCGUAUCAGUUCACUGUGCAUGUGCUGCUUCUCAGCCUGGAGAUUCUAAUCAUGAUGACGCUGCUGCUCCUGGUGGGCUCCUUUAAGCUGCCCAAGUUUCCCACGGUGGCGUACCUAUUGUUUACCUGGGGCAUAUUCGCCACGUUCUCCUCCAUCCUGAUGACCAUAGUUUGUGCCCACUUGCUGGAUAUCCUACUCGCCUAUGAAGUAGCCAUUCACUUUGUGCUCUGGCAAAUCAUGUUCCCGCUGAUUGUGUUCCAGGCGCAGGUGAUCUCCGGAUUUUGGGACAACCUACCGCCCUUCAUCGACAAGUCACUCUGCUCCACAAUGCUGUUGUUAGACUUCCUCGCCUGCUACGCCUUCCUGGACUCCGCCGAAGACAUUGGGUUCGAGGUCUUUUACGUCAGCCAACCGACAAACCAAAAGUUUUUAGGCAGAUCCAUUAAGAGCCAAUGGGAUAUGAUGGUGGACUCGAAAUAGGGACUUUUCAAGUUGGAGAGUUGUGCUAAAGCCUGCCUUAUAUUAGUAUAUUAAAUAUAUAGAUAGUAAACAUAUCGGAACAUUUUUGGAAUACCUAUACAUUU